Diprion similis is the source of this 6307-nucleotide messenger RNA. RefSeq lists its product as uncharacterized. The coding region runs from base 151 to 5655 and encodes 1834 amino acids. The record is from RefSeq and is a predicted model, not a curated record. NCBI's taxonomy places the organism in Eukaryota, Metazoa, Arthropoda, Insecta, Hymenoptera, Diprionidae. The transcript is spliced from 4 exons.
CGGCGACGAUUUUUCCCGGGGACACGUGUUUUUGCAUCGUGCACGAACCGUUUGGCUCUUGGGUCCUAAGAAAAGUGAAAUUUGUGCACAGUUCAACGUUGUUUCGUGUAUGUAUCGUUAUUAGUUUGUGUUAUUUGAAAAUUUAAAACAAUGCCGCGUUCCGUUGUUAACAAUUCUGAUGAAGAUUACGAACGCAAACCAGCCUCUAAGGCUCCCAGAACACGAGCUGCAGCGGCAGCAUCUGUGUCGGAUUCUCCAUUGCGCCGAAGUACUCGGAUCCGCCAUGGUUCCGUUAAUCCCGAUGGCUCAUCACCAGAGAGUGUUGAAGAAACAACAACAACAUUAGUAAGGAGAACUACACGUAGACGCGCGAUUGCUGCUCCAGAACCAACGAGAAACUUGAGAUCACGCAGAAACUCAGUCUCCUCAAGCAUAAGUGAAAAUCCAGAACCAGAAUCGGCACCUGGAACGCCAAGAGCUGGCACACGCUCCACUAAGCACAAUCUUCAACAAGAUACCACGCCUGACACACCAAAACCCAUAGUUAGAACUAGGCGAUCUAUCAGAGCUGUGUCAGAGUCAAAGUCACCACCAUCGGUCGGACGUGUUACACGCAGAACCAGAGCAAGCUCAAUUGAGCCGAAUAUUGAACAUGCAACAAAAAGCGCAGCAGCAUUAAUACAACACGCUACAUCUCUGCCGAGCACACCUUCAAAGCGACGGCGAACACAAGUCUCAGUUGUUCCGUCUGAACCAGUUCUUAAUGAAGAAAUCAAUGAGGAUAAAGCUGAUUCUAAGACAGAAAAUGAAUGGGCGAUAAACGAGGAGACAGAAGUUGCGAGCAGCCCUGAGAAAAAGAGUACGAAAUCAGCAACCGCUGAUGGUGGUAUCAGGAAAUCGUCAGAGUCAUCUCUCUCAGUAACAUCGUCACCGAGUAACAAAUCUGUGAAUGAGAAAACUAGGGAAUCUGAGUACCAGCUUGAAUCAUCUCGUCAAAUUGAAACUGCUGAAUCUUCGCCGACUAAUUUAAAGGUAGAAAACUCAAUCAAGUUAUCACAGAGCUCAUCUUCGCAGAAAAAGAAACGUCAUUCAUUAGAUACAUCAAAGGAACUGGGACGGAAAAUAGAAAAUUUACUGAACAAAUCAACAGAAGAACAAGAACAGAGUCCUGGCAAUAAGGAGAACCAGAAGUUGAACGUUUCCCCCGAAAAAAUUAAGAAAAAUUUAGGGUUCACCGUAUCAAAUGUAAAUAUUGUUAGAGAAUCAAAAUCGGUUGGCUCUGCAUUGUUUGUGCGUAACUCCGAUGAAAAAAAAUUGAAUGCGUCGUUGGAUGAGCGGGUCUUGUCUAAAUCGUGGCAUGAUACUUCUGUAUUGAAGUCAAUAACAGUUGAAGAUGGCAAAUCUAUAAAUGCCAUUGCGAAUGCUUCAGGUUCAACUUCUGAGGAAAAAACUCAGAAAGAGAUUUCUGACGUUGAAUUCUCCAACACGACUCAGAACGAAUCAAUCUUACAGGAAGACGGUAAUCAACUUCCUAGGAAACAUCAAGUAGUUCGAGAUGAAGACUCUGAAUUUACGAGUGUAAAGACCAGUUGUAGAAGACUUGACGAAACAGGUGGCGAGAAUGAAAUACUAGAAGAAUUUUCCCUCUAUGAUUCCAAUGAUAGCAAUCAAUCCCUAGACCUGAAGAAAGAUGCUUUUAAUUCGGCAGCCAAAAACCAUACUCCUGAAGAAAAGUCUGAAACUAACGAUGCAAUUUUUGAAAAACCGAUUCUGCCGAGUCGUAGGUCUAGAAAAAGUAGCAGUGAUGUUAUUGAGAAGAAACAGCGGGAUAUGCAAACAAGAAGAUUCAGUUUAAGCUUGGAACGAAUUGAUAAUGUUGGUAAGUUUACGACAAAAUCCUUGUCCAAAACAUCGUCAAAUGAAAACAAUGACAGCUUGUCGACUCCUGAAUCACAAGUGAAACAAAGUAAGAGGAGACAGUCUGCAGGUAAGAAAAAUACCAGUGAUCAAGAAACAGACAAAACCAAUACAUCUCCUUCUAAAAAUGAUAGUCCACUUAAUUCUAACAUUGAAACUCACGGCAAUAUAAGUUCCCAAAAAAAUCCUAAUGAAGAUGAAUCUUUCGGUGCAGAACAAUGCAGAGAAAUAGAGAAGCAGUUGGCCCGUGAGAAAGAUUCACCCUCGAAACGGCGCUCAAAACAGCUUGAAUUAGGAGCACGUGAGAAACAGCAGCUCUCAGAACGCAAUUCUCAAAAUAUAGUUUCUGACAGUGAUGCUAGCAUUGGAAUUGCUGAUUUGUUCCAAGACAUAUCUGCUGAUGAGUGGAAUAAGAAGGUGAAAAAAGAUAUUUUAAAAGCAAGUCCGGCCAAAACUGAUUCGACUCCCAAGAAGAAGAAAGUGUCUAACACUUUACCAAUGUUUGAAUCAAAGAAUGAAACUGAUUCUGAAGAGGAUCUAGUUCUUGAAAUGGAUAGCUCAUGGGGCAAGAAUUUAACUAAUAAAGAUAAUUCUAAACACAAUGUAGCUUCAGAUUCAGAUGAAACAGUUAUAGUGGAGAAAAAUAUCUCUCAUCAAAAAGCUGAUAAGAAGAGGAAAUCUACGAGCAAAAAAAUCACAGAAAAGUCAGAGGAUGAAGAUGUGGAAAUGGAGGAAAUGAAAGAAGCAACACACACUGAAAAAUCAGUAGGCCAAUCUCUGAAUUCGAACCCAUCCGUGGACUGUGAAAUCAGUGAUGAAGCUAAGGAAGAAAGCAAUAGAAAAUCAGUAGCAACAUCUCAGGAAGAAGAUGUAGAGAUGCAAGAAAUCUCAAGCGAUGCAGAAACAAUACCUGCAAGUAUAGCUGAAGAAGAAAUUGGAGGUGAAAAGGAAACAUUAACGUCACGAAAGUCUCAGAGAGAUAGGAAGCGGAAAUCAGAAUCAAAAACACCAACAAAAUCCAUCAACGUUUACAAAUUUAAUGAAAAUUCAGAAGAUGAAAAGAGUGAUAAAGCAUUUGAUGAAGACUCUGACGAAGACCUAAAACAAGCUGUUGAAUCUCUGAACAAGACAUCUCCCGCGACACGAACACCUGUUAUGUCGAGGAGCCAUUUGAGCAGAAACUACUCAAUCGUAGCUGUUGUAGAUUCUGAUUCACGCUCCGACAAUCUUGAUGAUUCAGAAGAAGCAAGCUCCGACGAUAAUUUUGCAUUGACUGGUUCUCUGUUCAACACCCAGUCUAGUGACGACGAAGCUAAUUCCAAUCAAGAUAAUGAUCAUUCCAAUAAUACAAUCGACCCAGAUGUGGCUAAGGAAUUGAAUCUUGCCGGAGAUGACGAUAUUGAGUACUCUGACGAGAAUAUCGCUGCCGAUGAAUGCCGUGCUUCGGAAUCAGAACAAUCAGAUGAAGGUGAUGAUGGAUCGGACCUAGAAGGCUUUAUUGUUGCCGAUGAUGCAGUAGAAUCAUCUGAAGCUUCUGAAGAUGAAGUCACAGAAGAAGAAAAAGCGAGUGUUAAAAGCAAAUACAGGAGGAUCUUAAAUAAAUCCUCAUCUGAAGAUGAGGGAGAAAGUGAAGAAGAGGGAGAAAAUGAAGAAGAAGAAGAGCAUGAAGAAGAUGAGGAGAAUGAAGAAGAUGGAGAGAUUAAAAAAAUCGAUAACCAACGUGAAACGGAAAGAACAGAUACAAAAUCAAAGCGAAAAUCGGAUCAUUCAGCUGCCGUGUAUCGUCGUCAAGUCAGGAGUGAAGAGUUGAUCACAAAAUCCCCAGAAAUCAGCGGAGGGCCAGAGAAAUUGAACUUCUCCCUGAACAGGAACGAAACUUCAUCUGGUAAAAAGAUAAGGAAGAAAAAAGUUAUACAGGACUUGGGUGAAGUUGAGCGUACGGCAUCGCCACGUGUGGAAGAUCUUGAGAAAAGCGUUCCAAAGAAGAAACACCCUAAGAUAGAAUCAACGUUGCUACAUACAACGAUAGAUCUGUGUACACCAGAACAAAAUUCUUCAACUGAAGUCGAUGAUCAAAACAUGAGUCAAUCUUCUAGUUUAGAUAAUUCGGUUAGUAAAAAGUCUGCGAAGAAACUUAAGCAGAAAAAUUUGGUAGAAGAGUUAGCAACUUCUCCACCUAAUACAACCGAUCUAAUGGAAGAGGGAAACAAAUUGGGAACACCAGAUACUAAUACAUCUAAGAGUGAGAAAAAAACCCCUAAAGAGAAGACCCCAAAAUUGAAAAACAAAAAUCAGAGAGAUUCAAUACAGAUUAUAAGAGAAUCUGAAGUCCUCAAGGCCAAGGUUUCAGACUUGAACCUAAGUGUACAAACUCCUAACUCUGAAAGUCCAGUUACGAAAUUUUUGAUGAAAGAAAAACUGAACGAGAGUUUGCCACUGUUGGAAUUAAACAAGAAAGUGAAAAAACUUUUCGAUAAAGAAGGAUUGAGCAAAAUGAAAGAAGAGGAGCUGGUGGAUAAUGAUGCGUCAGAAAUAGAUGAAGAUGAAGGAAAUGAAGAUGAUGCUGAGGAGUCUAACAUUGAAGAUAACGAUAUGAACGAUGAGGUCCAGGAAGCAGGCAAUGAAUUAAAUGGUAAUCAUGAAGACGAUAAAGGAGAAGAUGAAACAGAUGAAGAAUUCGACAAAUUUGAGUUGAAUGGAAACAAAGAUGGGGAAAGUGAUAAUGAAGAUGAGGAUGAAGAGGAGGAAGAUUCUGCGAAUGACGAAGUCUUCGAAAGUGAGAAAAAUAGGUCAGUUACAGAAGUAACAGAACGACCAGAGACUAGAAUGUUGGAAAAAAGGCAAAAAUCCACAAGUAAGAAAUUAGAACUAGAACCAGAACCAGAAGAAAGUGUAAUUAGUCAAGAUGAAAAAAGCAUCACUUCAAAUGAAAAAGCACAAAAGAAAGCGUCAACAACAAGCACAAUGAACGGAGGAGGUGAAAAUUCCAGUGAAGAUUCCAAUGAGGAUGAAGACAGUUCAAAGAAAAGCCGUAAAUCUUUGAAUGAAUCCACAGCUAGAAAGAAACGUGCCAGAUUAGAAUCCAGCGAAACACCUCGAACCCCACAAGUAACGAAGAAAAUGAAAUUGUUAUCAAAAACAGGUGAAUCACAGCAAGAAGAUUCUGAUUCAGAUGAGGCACCUGACAGCAUCGGAUUUAGGGAAGCUCGUACUGAGGCACUUCAAGCAAUGAAAGACGUUGCGACUAGUUUAAAGGCAGCGAAAGAGGCGAAGAAAAAGAAGAAACAAGAUCAACUCGAAAGAGUAAGACAGGAACGAGAAGUCAAGGUUGGCAAAAAAUCAGCUUCCAAAGAACCGGUAACAAACAGACUCAAAAGGCUACCUGACGAUCUACUCGACGACUUAUCUGACCUACCACAGAGACCUCAGAAGAAACAGAAGCUCUCGAAGAAGUCCGAAGUGAUAUUGCCCUCCAAGCAAAUGUUUGCUCCGGGUGAACCACUCAAAUCGUCAAUACAUAUAGAUAGUCAUGCUUCUCCACUUAGCACUGCCGGUGGAACGACGCAGUUCAGCGUAGUUAAUUUACAGAAGGUUAAAAAACGUCCACCAAAACUAGCAGCCGUUGCUUCAUUCCGUGAGCAGAUGUUGGCUCGAAAUCCCAGACAACCAGUUUCCGCCUUUUUGAUGUACCAAGCAAAACAAAAAGCCUCGGGCAAGCAUCUCUUGUCUCGAAAGUAGUUUUCAAGUGCGUUUGAGAGAUUACGACACUUCUAUUGAAUUUCCGUAAAAUUUUACAAGCUGUACACGAAUGCCCGACUGGCGUUUUUUUUUUUGUAAUAAGACUUUUUGAAUAUUUCGCGAUGCAUGAGUUUUUCAUUGAUUGAAAUUUUAUCUGCAUAUAUGUCUCUACCCAUUAUUAUUCAACUAUAUUAUUAUUAAAAAAUGUGAAAAUUGAAAUAAGGCAACGUUCUCUUUCAUUCAAGUUCCAAUAUUUUUGGUCCUUGGAUAAUUUUUCUUUUCUUCUUACGAUAGUCCUGUUCGUUCUAACAACUAAUUCACUGUGAUACAUAGUAUGUACUGAGCCUGAGCCAUCAUGCGUUUAUCCAUUUUCAUCCUUGGUUCAUUACAAUUUGCACGUAACUUGCUCGUCAAAUCCAGUACCUACUAAGAAAAUAAACCAUGUGGUAAUGUUGUCAAGAUAUUCAUUUGUACUAUAAUAUAGCUACGAACUAGGCCUAUCAUAUGUUGUUAAUUGAACAGUUGAUAUUAAGUAAUAAAAUGUUUUUAAACUAUUUGAAAGAAAAUACUAAUUUCGUUUCAAACACUACCCUUUUUACAAUCAGUGAUACAUACCUGUCUACAAGUCCAUCUAUAAUGUAUUACUACUAAA